This is a messenger RNA of Nanorana parkeri, 975 nucleotides long. Its product is annotated as gastrula zinc finger protein XlCGF17.1-like. The record is from RefSeq and is a predicted model, not a curated record. The transcript has a single exon. Gene Ontology annotation, biological process: regulation of transcription by RNA polymerase II. NCBI's taxonomy places the organism in Eukaryota, Metazoa, Chordata, Amphibia, Anura, Dicroglossidae. The coding region runs from base 1 to 975 and encodes 324 amino acids. Gene Ontology annotation, molecular function: DNA-binding transcription factor activity, RNA polymerase II-specific; RNA polymerase II cis-regulatory region sequence-specific DNA binding.
AUGCACAUCGGAGAGAAAACAUUUGAAUGUUCAGAAUGUGGAAAGUGUUUCUCACAUAGUACAAGUCUUACUCAACACCAGAGGACUCACACAGGAGAGACACCAUUUAAAUGUUCAGAAUGUGGAAAGUGCUUCUCACAUAGUACAAGUCUUACUCAACACCACAAGACUCACACAGGAGAGAAACCAUUUAAAUGUUCAGAAUGUGGAAAGUGCUUCUCACAUAGUACAAGUCUUACUCAACACCACAAGACUCACACAGGAGAGAAACCAUUUAAAUGUUCAGAAUGUGGAAAGUGCUUCUUACAUAGUACAAAUCUUACUAAACACCACAAGACUCACACAGAAGAGAAACCAUUUCAAUGUUCAGAAUGUGGAGAGUCCUUCUCACAGAGUACAAGUCUUACUCAACACCACAAGACUCACACAGGAGAGAAACCAUUUAAAUGUUCAGAAUGUGGAAAGUGCUUCUUACAUAGUACAAAUCUUACUAAACACCACAAGACUCACACAGAAGAGAAACCAUUUCAAUGUUCAGAAUGUGGCAAGUGCUUCUCACAAAGUUCUACUCAUACUCGACACCACAAGACUCACACAGGAGAGAAACCAUUUAAAUGUUCAGAAUGUGGCAAGUGCUUCUCACAGAGUUCUAAUCUUAUGUCUCAUCAGAGGAUUCACACAGGAGAUAAACCAUUUAAAUGUUCAGAAUGUGGAAAGUGCUUCUCAACAAGUUCACAUCUUACUCAACACCAGAGGACUCACACAGGAGACAAACCAUUUCAAUGUUCAGAAUGUGGAAAGUGCUUCUCACAGAGUUCUAAUCUUACUCAACACCAGAGGACUCACACAGGAGACAAACCAUUUCAAUGUUCAGAAUGUGGAAAGUGCUUCUCACAGAGUUCUCAUCGUAUGCAUCAUCAGAGGAUUCACACAGGAGAGAAACUACAUAGAGAAUGUGGCAAGGAGUUUUCAUAG